Paramuricea clavata is the source of this 2868-nucleotide messenger RNA. NCBI's taxonomy places the organism in Eukaryota, Metazoa, Cnidaria, Anthozoa, Malacalcyonacea, Plexauridae. The record is from the annotation of a GenBank genome assembly.
AUGGUUUUGUGGAAGAAAGCUCAAAAUAAUCUGUGUCAUUUCUGCUUGAAUGUGCAAACACUACAACAUAUAGUGUCUUCUUGGAAAACAUCCCUGGACGAAGGUCGAUACACAUGGAGACACAAUUCAGUGCUGAAACACCUAGCAACGUACAUAUCUAGUGUCAGAAGGGACUUUCACGUUUAUGCAGACAUUUCUGGUUUUGAUAAUCCAUCUGUGAUCACAGGCUGUAAUGACCGACCAGACUUGGUAAUAUCAGACAACAACCAAAAUAUAUAUGUUAUUGAAUUGACAAUCGGCUUUGAAACUAAUAUAUGGCAAAAACUGUUUAAGGAAAAGGGAACGAUACAAGGAUCUUUGUAACUUUUUAAGAGAACGAUUUAACAAAGUAACGUAUUUUAACUUAUGCAUGGGCGCGAUUGGAGUUUUAAGUCAUGAAUGUAAACAGUUCUAUGACUUUUUGGACCGCGAAGUAAGAUUAAGCGAUAUGCAAAGAAAAUUCAUCAUUAGAAAACUAACCGGCUGCUGCAUAAGGACAAGUUAUUAUAUAUUUUGUUCUAGAAACAGACAAUGGUCUUGCCCUGAACUUUUAUAUUGGUAGGAUUCAUGCUGUCAUGUGUAUGUACAGUUAUCUUAUUUGACACUGUCUACGUUGUUACCUUACGAACGUAUUUUAAAAUAACCAUUGUAAUAGCAUUUCUGUAGAAAUUCCAUUUUGAUGAUUUGUAAAUAUUUUAAGCUUAGUUUAACAUUGUAUUCUUUUCUUAAUCUUUUGUACCAUAAUGUAGCCAGGUUGCCUAUAAUACUUUAGUGAGAGCUGGUUACUAAUAUUUGUAUGAAAUGAAAUAAAAUGUGUUUACAUUAUUAUUAUUAUUAUUAUUAUUAUUAUUUACAGUGACCAGCGAGGUGGGCAGUUAAUUCACGGUCACGGCGCUCCUGUACUUUUUGAAUAGUUCAUGUAGUUUAACUGCACUAACAUUAGUUUUGAACUUUUGGAACUUCACCUUGAGUAUGAAAGGGAUCAUUGUGGUGCUUUGUGUGGUAUUGAUCGUUAUUUUUGGGCAAAUUUUGACCUGCAAUUCAACGAUAUGUGAGUAUUGUGGAAAGGAUUUCAAAUCGCUGGGCAGACAUCAAUGGCGUUGCAAAUCACGAACUGGUGUCGAAAACUCACCUAACACGGAGAGAGCGUUUUCUUCAACAUCUGCGGAUAAUAAUACAUGUACGGUAGGGUCGACUAAUGUCGCAGGAGAAAGUUUUAUGUGUUAUUGUGGGCAUACAUUUAAUAAUUAUCGUUCACUAAAUUUACUUUGUACAGAAUAACCCGCGCUUUGCUGAACUGUUUGCUCAAAAAGAUGAUAGCAUUAGCAAAGUUCUGUUUCCGACCGAUAAGUUUAAAGUGCUAUCAGGAGUAAAACUGCCUCGAUCGAAUCUUAGUUGGAAAGCAGCUAACGAGUUUUUUCAGUCGCAAUUCAGUGUUAGACCAGAGCUGGUAGACUUGGAUUCGUAAAUUGUAUUCAUGAAUAACGUUAUGUGGUCUUACUUUAAAGAUACAUGUGGUUUGGUAAAGUCGGCUAAUAAAUUUGAACACUAUAGAAGUAUGUCAAAAUCAAAGUUAAAAAAAUGCUUAAAAGAUUUAAAAUCGGAGGCAUCUGGGAGGAAAUAAAAUUUGUCAGUAAGUUAUUGCGAAAAAGAAUACAGUCAAGCGUUAAAUGAGAACUUUUGGAAGUUUUGUAAAAAUGAAUUUGAAAACACCGAAGAGCUAGAACCAAACUUGAGCGAACAGUCGUGUUUCGACUAUUUUAAGAACUUAUUUAAGGAGAAAAGUAAAAGUCGUUUGUUUAAUUGGCCGUCCUGGUUGAGUUCAUUUCCAUCCGCAAGUAAAGAUUUCGACUUAGAAUGUCCUACGUAUCGUGAGAUCUCUAAAAUAAUCAGAAAAAUGAAAAGUCGUGGCUCUGCGUGUCCUUUCGACCAAAUAAUCAUUAUUUCGUUUCAACGUUGUCCAAUUUUAAGAACGCAUUUAUGGAGAAUUAUCUGUAAAUGCUGGAACGAAGAAAAUAUUCCAUCUGUCUGGAAGCACGCGGCGGCGAAAUUGAUCCAUAAAAAAGAUUCAACUGAGGAUCCUGCUAAUUUCCGUCCUAUCUGUCUAGAACCUGUUUUGCUAAAAGUCAUAACAUCAUUGCUAAGGAAUAGAAUCUUUAAGUUUGUUUGCGAAAACGAAUUUAUCGAGUCGGGAAUCCAGAAAGGUUUUUGGCCUGGAAUUUCGGGGACUAUUGAACAUACGGAAUUAUUAUUACAUAUUAUUAACCAUGCCAGAAAUAAGCAAAGAUCUCUUGAUCUGAAAAAAGGGUAAGGUGGGGUACAUCAUAAACUUAUACGAACUAUCUUGAUAGCUCAUCACAUUCCUGAAGAAAUUAUUGCUUUGUUGAGAAUCUCUACUCUGAUUUCAGUAUCUCAAUUUUUACGAAAGGUUUCAUUACGAAACCAAUUCCAGUGCAACGAGGCGUGUUACAAGGUGAUUGUUUAUCACCCUUGUUAUUUAUUCUUUGUGUAAAUUCUUUGAUUCACACAAUAAACGACGCGAAAUUAAAAUGUCUCGGCUAUGUAAAUAACGCAACGAUGUGCCCUAGGCACUGGUUCCAAUUUGCGGAUGACACAGCAAUAUUAAGGGCACAUGAAGAGGACAAUCACUUGCUUCGUGUUGAGAAAUGUCAUACUUUUGGAAUCAAGAAGCAAUCCUCAAAAGCAAUUCAAUACCAACCAGUUAUUAUCAUCUCGGGCAAGCGUGUACCGCCGAUUGAAUGCGAAGAGGGUUUAACUAUCUUGGAAAGCAAUUUAACUUUAAUAUGGAAUGCGAACAGAUCAAAGUAG